CGUGGCGGGGGCGGAGCCGCGGCCGGAGGCGGCAGAGUCCGGAGCCCGGCUCAAGGGCCGCCGUGGCCGCCGCGGAGCAAAGCUGUCUCGAGAGAGCGCCCGGGCGCAGAGGGGUUAACGGGCCGCCGGGGCCUCGAAGAGCAGCAUAGGGACUCUCCAGCCAGCCCUGGAACCUGCUGUCCAGCCUCCUGCCCCUCCGUGGCACCCAUUUCCCAGAGGUUCUCCAAGCCCAUCAGAAUCUCGCCUGAAGUAAGCCCUCACUGAUCCAGGGCUGGACGCCAGCCCCCAGAGGGAGGAUCUUAAAGAGCUGGGCCAGUCUUCUCCACGCCUCCCUCCUCACUCUGACAUGUCUUGCUGAGGGGUCAUCCCUCCCAGUCCCCAGCCUUCCCGAGACUGGGUCCGUCUUCAGUCCUCUGAAGCCUAGAUGCCCAAGUAGAGUGUUUCCUUUGGGUCCCCUCCUCCCUUGCCCUGGGGCCACCAAGGGAGGAGUGAUGGAGAAGCAGGCGAUCAGGCCCGGGUUGUGUCUGAUGCUGCUUCUGUCCCUCCCUCAGCUCUGCCUGGAUCAGGAGGUGUUGUCUGGACACUCACUUCAGACACCCCCUGAGGAGAGCCAGGGCCCCGAGGGUGUCUGGGGUCCUUGGGACCAGUGGGCCUCUUGCUCCCAGCCCUGCGGGGUGGGGGUGCAGCGCAGGAGCCGGAAGUGUCAGCUCCCUGCAGCUCACCUCCACCAGGGCCGGCCCCCAAGACAUCCAGAAGGCCUGCUCCCCCGGGGUCAAGGCCCUAGACCUCAGACUUCCCGAGAAACCCUUCCCCUGUACAGGCCACCGCCUCGGGGAAGAGGUGGCCCCUUUCGAGGUCCUGCUUCUCAACUAGGGAGAGAGGAGGCCCGGGAGACUCAAGGAGCCAGGAGGUCCCGGGUUCGAGACCCCAUCAAGCCAGGAAUGUUUGGCUAUGGGAGAGUGCCUUUUGCUUUGCCGCUCCAUCGGAACCGCAGGCACCCGCGGAGACCACUCAGAUCUGAGCUCUCGCAGACCUCAGACCUUCCAUCCCUGAUGCCAAGAGCAGUGCCAUCCUCUGCAAACCACACCCCGCAAACUGAACUUCCUCCCACAGCACCGUCUGCCCCUGCCCGGUCCCCCCCAGCGGACUCCCCAAGUCCCGAAGCUGCUCAGACAGAGGUGCCCUCUAGAACCGAGCCUGCCCCCACAGGGCCCCACCCCAGUACCCGGGCCUCAGUCACAGGGCCCUCUUCUCCACCACCCCCAGGAGAAGGGCGCUCCUUUCACGCAUCUCCUCAGCCAAGAAGGCCAGGUUCCCAGGGUGGGGCCAGUCCCCAGCUGGCAGAGAGACACCCUCAUCCUUUCCUUUCUGUCCCUCCGGGCCGAGGCCAGCAGAGCCCGGAGCGCUGGAGACCUGGGGGGGAUCGGCUCAGGUCCCUCACCGAGUCUGCCCCUCACCACCCCCAUGGCUGGUUGCCUCUGCUGAGUACCGGCCCUCACUCCAGCUCUCUCUGGAGUCUCUUUGCUCCCAGUAGCCCUGUCCCAAGAUGUUCUGGGGAGAGUGAGCAGCUGAGAGCCUGCAGCCAAGCGCCCUGCCCCCCUGAGCAGCCAGAUCCCCGGGCCCUGCAGUGUGCAGCCUUUGACUCCCAGGAGUUCAUGGGCCAGCUGUACCAGUGGGAGCCCUUCACCGAAGUUCAGGGUUCCCAGCGCUGUGAACUGAACUGCCGUCCCCGUGGCUUUCGCUUCUAUGUCCGUCACACUGAAAAGGUCCAGGACGGAACCCUGUGUCAGCCUGGAGCCUUAGACAUCUGCGUGGCUGGCCGCUGUCUGAGCCCCGGCUGUGAUGGGAUCCUGGGCUCCGGCAGGCGUCCAGAUGGCUGUGGAGUCUGCGGGGGUGAUGAUUCUACCUGCCGCCUGGUCUCGGGGAACCUCACUGACCCAGGGGGCUCUCUGGGCUAUCAGAAGAUCCUGGUGAUUCCUGCUGGAGCCUCCCGGCUCCACAUCGCCCAGCUCCGGCCCAGCUCCAACUACAUUGCGCUUCGAGGCCCUGGGGGCCAGUCCAUCAUCAAUGGGAACUGGGCUGUGGAUCCCCCCGGGUCCUACACGGCCGGCGGGACUGUCUUCCGGUACAACCGUCCUCCUCGAGAGGAGGGCGCAGGGGAGAGUCUGUCUGCUGAAGGCCCCACCACCCAGCCUGUGGAUGUCUACAUGAUCUUUCAGGAGGAAAGCCCAGGCGUUUUCUAUCAGUAUGUCAUCUCUUCACCUCCCCCAGACCUUGAGAACCCGACCCCAGAGCCCCAUCUCCCCCAGCUCCAGCCUGAGAUUUUCAGGGUGGAGCCCCCACCCGCUUCGGCAUCCCGGCCUGCCCGGACCCCUGGUACCCUCCAGCGGCAGGUGCGGAUCCCCCAGAUGCCUGCCCCGUCCCAUCCCAGGACACACUUGGGGUCUCCAACCGGAUACUGGAAACGGGUGGGACACUCUGAGUGCUCGGCAUCGUGCGGCAAAGGUGUUUGGCGCCCCAUCUUCCUCUGCGUUUCUCGUGAAUCGGGAGAGGAACUGGAUGAACGCAGCUGUGCCAUGGGUGCCAGGCCCCCAGCCUCCCAGGAACCCUGCCAUGGCCCCCCGUGCCCACCAUACUGGGAGACCGGCGAGUGGACAUCCUGCAGCCGUUCCUGUGGCCCUGGUACCCAGCACCGCCAGCUGCGCUGCCGGCAGGAGUUUGGGGGCGGUGGCUCCUCGGUGCCCCCAGAGCGCUGCGGACAUCUGCCCCGGCCCAACAUCACCCAGCCCUGCCAGCUGCGCCUCUGUGGCCACUGGGAGGUCCGAUCCCCCUGGAGCCAGUGCUCCGUGCGGUGCGGGCGAGGCCAGAGGAGCCGGCAGGUCCGCUGUGUGGGCAACAACGGUGAUGAAGUGAGCGAGCAAGAGUGUGCCUCAGGCCCUCCGAGGCCCCCCAGCAGAGAGGCCUGUGACAUGGGGCCCUGCACCACGGCCUGGUUCCACAGCGACUGGAGCUCCAAGUGCUCAGCCGAGUGUGGGACGGGAAUCCAGCGACGCUCUGUGGUCUGCCUUGGGAGUGGGGAGGCCCAUGGGGUGGGCCAGGAGGAAGCAGGGGCAGGAGCCAGCGAGCAGACCUGUGCACCAGGAAGCCGCCCCCCUGACAUGCGUGCCUGCAGCUUGGGGCCCUGCGAGGUGACGUGGUGCUGGUACACGGGGCCCUGGGCUGAGUGCUCCUCGGAAUGUGGCUCUGGCACACAGCGUAGAGACAUCAUCUGUGUGUCCAAACUGGGGACUGAGUUCAACGUGACUUCUCCUAGCAACUGUUCCCACUUGCCCAGGCCCCCUGCCCUGCAGCCCUGUCAGGGGCAGAACUGCCAGGACCGAUGGUUUUCUACACCCUGGAGUCCGCUGGGGCCUCCCCAGUGUUCUCGCUCUUGCCAGGGGGGCGUGCAGACAAGGGAGGUCCAGUGCCUGACUGCCAACCAGACCCUCAGCACCCGAUGCCCUCCUCACCUGCGGCCCUCCAGGAAACGAUCCUGUAACAGCCAGCCCUGCAGCCAGCGCCCUGAUGAUCAAUGCAAGGACAGCUCUCCACAUUGCCCCCUGGUGGUGCAGGCCCGGCUCUGCGUCUAUCCCUACUAUACAUCCACCUGUUGCCGCUCUUGCGCCCAUGUCCUGGAGCGGUCUCCCCCGGAGCCCGCCUGAAAUGGGUCCAGGAGACCCUCUCCUCAUGGUUUUCUCAUGCCACCAUCAGUCACCCAUCAACCAGCCCACUCUGUACCUUCUGGAUCUCCAGCCUGUCCUGGUCUCACUGGGGACGUCCCCCAGGGUGGUUGAAGGUGGCAAGAUGACAGUGCCCGACCAGACCUGUGGUUGUGUCUGUGUGAUGGUGUGAUGGUGUGAUGGUGUGUGUGCGCACAGGCCUCCAAAUGUGUAUCUGGGCCUGUGUGGAUGUGUGUGCAUCAAGCAUCUGUGUCACUUCUCAGGAAGGAGUGACACAGACUGAGAAGGAAGGGGGAGGAGACGACUGUUUCCUUGAGGCUUUUCUAGGCUAAGAUGAAAGCAAGUUUGAAGCUCUUGGGAAUCUGAGCUACUUAGAGUCUGGCCUCCCCACCAAUCCCAACUUUGUAUCCUAAGCCUCAUCUCUCCCGUUCAGGCCUCACAUCUUCUGAACCACCUUUUCGCCCUGCGAUUCCUUCUCCCAUUACCCAGUCUCUUUAUCCCUCCCUCUCACAGUAAGCUAGGGAGGGGGUCAGCCAUCCUGCCUUUCCCCAGGAAGAGAGACACUAUUUCCCCAGAGCAGGGACCAUCUGGACAGAGGAAGGAAAAGAGAAAGGUUAGCAUAAAACACCCUAGACCCUGUGCCCCACCUCCUAAAGUGGUUCCCACCCAGAACUAAUUUAUUUUUUAUUAAAAAUGAUUAUGACAAAUGAGAAA
Sus scrofa (pig) is the source of this 4433-nucleotide messenger RNA. RefSeq names its product ADAMTS like 4 (gene ADAMTSL4). Gene Ontology annotation, molecular function: metalloendopeptidase activity. Gene Ontology annotation, biological process: extracellular matrix organization; proteolysis. Lineage: Eukaryota; Metazoa; Chordata; Mammalia; Artiodactyla; Suidae. The record is from RefSeq and is a predicted model, not a curated record. Gene Ontology annotation, cellular component: extracellular matrix.